Molecule: messenger RNA, 417 nt
Organism: Symbiodinium pilosum
Lineage: Eukaryota; Dinophyceae; Suessiales; Symbiodiniaceae
Source: the annotation of a GenBank genome assembly
AUGGGCCUAGGAGCAUGGCCCUUGCAGCAUGUCCCACAAGUCGCAAACCACACCAAGCGGAGACUGGAAGGGGUCCUGGACAAGGAGUUCCAGCUGCUUUUGCCGUUCUUCCAGAAGGCGGAAGCCCCGAGUGCCACCGUGGCCUGGGUUCCUCACAAGGGCCGGCCGGUGGUCCUCACCAAGGGUACGAAUGGUUGGGCUCCUGCCGCUCUCAGCUUCACCCAGGUGAACGUGCUCAUGUUCCUCAUCGCUGUUGCUUUCAACCUUGUUGUCGCUUUCACGGUGUCUGCAGCAUUUCUCAUGACUGUUCUGUUGAUGUUCCAAGAGCCCCACUUUUUAUUGCAGCCUGGUGCAGUGAUGAAGCCUGGCAGGUUGCAGAACAACGCGGAGACACAGCAGGCCAGCUUGCGCAUGUGA